AUGGCCAACAUCGAGCAAAAGAUUGCCAUAAUCGAACAAAUCAUCGGAUACAUUUACACCGAUAAACUCAUCUGUCUCGAGGCCUUGCAGAUGAACAUGGACCCGAUGUAUGUUUCACUAGGUGGAAUCCGCCAUCUAGUGAGGAAGAACAAGAACCUCGAAACCGUAGGCGACGCCAUCAUCGACGCCGUCCUUUGCAAGAAAUGGUACGAAUUUCGUGACAGCCACGGACAUCGUCUCUCAGUCGAACAAUUCGACUCCCAAAUUCGUCAGCGCAACGCCUGCAACAACUUCUUCACAGCGAUUGGCCGCGCAAACGGCAUCGAUGCGUGCAUCCUGAUGAAUGCAGGUAUGGGCAACCGCGCAAGCGAUGGAAUGGUCGCAAACACCGUCGAAGCAGUCAUUGGAGCUGCAUACAUCGACGCUGGCGUCAACGGCCUCGCAGUCGUCAACGCCAUCAUGGCGAGGCUUGGCCUCGACAAUCCCCCUCUCUUCUCGACAUAA
Molecule: messenger RNA, 504 nt
Organism: Parastagonospora nodorum SN15
Lineage: Eukaryota; Fungi; Ascomycota; Dothideomycetes; Pleosporales; Phaeosphaeriaceae
Exons: 2
Coding region: 1-504 (167 amino acids)
Biological process (GO): RNA processing
Molecular function (GO): ribonuclease III activity
Source: RefSeq, a predicted model, not a curated record